Molecule: messenger RNA, 1902 nt
Organism: Jatropha curcas
Lineage: Eukaryota; Viridiplantae; Streptophyta; Magnoliopsida; Malpighiales; Euphorbiaceae
Product: serine/threonine-protein kinase PBL34
Biological process (GO): protein phosphorylation
Molecular function (GO): protein kinase activity; ATP binding
Source: RefSeq, a predicted model, not a curated record
ACAACAACACUAACACUAACACUAACUCAAAACAACAACAUUUUCAAUUCCUCUGUGUCUUUUUCUUUCUCUUCUCUUCACAGUUAUUAUACCCUCCUCUCUCUAUCUCUUUCCUUUUUCUCAAUCCUCUGUUUUCUUUCUUUACUCAUAACCAUGACCAAACUCUUCUCACCUUCCUAUCACAUCCCAUGCAAUUAUAGUGACAACCCAUGUUAGAAAGAUUGAGUCACAACCCCAAAAAAAAAAAAAGGUUUGUUAUGGAGAAUAGCAAGUGUGGCUGUUGGGCUCUUCUAAAACGAGGUGUUAGCGGUGCUUGUAAAUCCUCUUCCUCUAGAGACUCUGCUAACACUAUCCCUCGUACUAGUCUGGUUUAUGAUGCAGCAACUGAAACAAGAUACUUAAAUGCUAGCAAUCGAGAGUUAUGUCCUCCUAAUGAAGCACAAUUGUCUUCUGACAAUACUGAUCCACCAAAAGAGGAUAACAAGUCUCCGUGCCAAUUACUACAAUUCACUUUUCAAGAACUAAAAUCAGCAACUGGUAAUUUUAGACCGGAUAGCAUUCUUGGGGAGGGUGGAUUUGGGUAUGUCUUUAAAGGAUGGAUUGAGGAGAAUGGGACGGGACCGGCAAAACCUGGAUCGGGAAUAACAGUUGCAGUCAAGAGUUUAAAGCCAGAUGGUCUUCAAGGCCAUAGAGAAUGGGUGGCUGAAGUGGAUUUUCUUGGACAACUUCACCAUCCUAAUCUUGUUAAGCUUAUUGGGUAUUGUAUUGAAGAUGAUCAGAGGCUGCUUGUUUACGAAUUUAUGACACGAGGAAGUCUUGAAAAUCAUCUUUUUAGAAGGACAAUACCUCUUCCAUGGUCGAACAGGAUUAAGAUUGCACUAGGGGCUGCAAAAGGAUUAGCCUUUCUUCAUGGUGGUCCAGAACCAGUUAUUUACAGAGAUUUUAAGACAUCAAACAUUUUGCUUGAUUCGGAAUAUAAUGCAAAGCUUUCAGAUUUUGGUCUAGCAAAAGCUGGUCCGCAAGGUGACAAAACUCAUGUUUCUACCAGGGUCGUCGGAACAUACGGCUAUGCUGCUCCAGAAUAUGUAAUGACAGGACACUUAACAUCUAAGAGUGAUGUCUACAGCUUUGGCGUUGUGCUGCUAGAGAUUUUGACAGGCAGAAGAUCAAUGGACAAGAAGCGCCCUAGUGGUGAACAGAAUCUUGUUGCAUGGGCAAGGCCUUAUUUAGCAGACAAACGAAAGCUUUAUCAGCUGGUGGAUCCUCGAUUGGAGCUGAAUUACUCCCUUAAAGGAGUGCAGAAAGUUUCACAAUUAGCAUACAACUGUCUUAGUAGAGAGCCUAAAUCCCGGCCUAUAAUGGAUGAAGUUGUAAAGGUCCUCACUCCAUUGCAAGAUUUAAAUGAUCUUGCUAUAUUGUCUUACCACUCUCGUUUAUCUCAACAAGCGCGGCGAAAGAAGAAAUAUGAAGGAACUCAACAACAUACAAAUGCCUCAUCCAAAAGCAUUAAAGAUUCUCCAUUGAAUACCACUGGCAAGCAGCGUUGUAGAUGAUGGACAAUCAAAAUGCAGUCUUCUUGAUUGGCUUAACCGUGAAACAAAACAAAGGUUGGUAUAUCUACCUUUGUGGAUAGGUUAUGUGAAGAAAUUAUUUCAAGCUUGUUAUAGAACUGUUUGGGUGUUUUGAGAUUUUCUUGAACCGGAAAAACAUAUCAGAAGAGGAAAGGUAAAAUCAGUUUCUUUUGAAACCUUACACUAGAAAAGCUAACAAUUUGAUGUGUACCUUCCUUGUAUUUGCCUGUGUUGUAAUUGAGAUAUAGCCUGUAAUUAGAUAAUAGACCUUCCAUUUCCAAGAUUGUUAUAUGCAGCUAUCUGAAUAUCAAUUACUUUUGAGGUUUUGGAA